Molecule: messenger RNA, 896 nt
Organism: Cotesia glomerata
Lineage: Eukaryota; Metazoa; Arthropoda; Insecta; Hymenoptera; Braconidae
Product: von Hippel-Lindau tumor suppressor homolog
Exons: 3
Coding region: 214-699 (161 amino acids)
Source: RefSeq, a predicted model, not a curated record
AGGUAAAUUGUUUAGCUUCUUGGUAUUUGUUCAUCCCGGUGAUUUAUCGAUGCCAUCCAGAGUUCAGAGUCUAUAGUUACAGUGUCUGUAAUAAAUAUUCGAAUGACAACUACAUCCAUGUGUUGUUUGCUCGGCUUCUGCAAAAGUAAAAGCAAAAAUAAAUUAAAAAACAACAUCAACAAAUUUAAAUCAUAUAUAAUCUAAAGUGGUUAAAUGGGUACAAAUGAGCCGGAGAUACUAAGGUCUAUUGAAGAUCGACACAAAGCAUUUGUACGGUUCAUCAAUACAACACCAUAUCCGAUUGAUGUUCUAUGGAUUAAUUACCACGGACAGGCUGUGCGUUAUAGUAUCCUGCAGCCUCUGGGUACAUUAGAUAUCAAUACAUUUGCUACUCACCCAUGGAUAUUUGUCGAACAUGAAACAAGAGACAGAUUUAUAGCUGAGGGUAAGGACGUUUUCUUCCCGCAGCCUUGGUUCACUCGGUACUUAGGUAUGUCACGGGAUCAGUUGCCUGAACACAUUUCAAGGGUUGAAGUUCAUAUCACACUACCCAUCUAUUCGCUACGCGAUAUUUCCCUCAGAGCGAUAAAACGACUUUUGCGUCACGACUUACACGCUUUUAGUCUGGAUAUACCCAAGAGUUUGCAGUGCGAGUUGGCUUCAAUGCUACCCAGGAAAGGUACUUCUGGAGAUACCUGACACAUCAAGUAAUAUAAUCACGUGCUCAUUGCGGUUAUACACCUCUGCUAUUUUAGAGCACUCAUAUACGUGUAUAAAGGAUUACAUACACGUUACAUUUCAUCUUCAAACUAUUUCUGUGUUGUUAAUUAUUCACGUGAACUAAAUAAUUCGUGAUCUGGCGAGACGACCCAGUUCGGUAAUCUGAAAACUUUCAC